Truncatella angustata is the source of this 885-nucleotide messenger RNA. RefSeq lists its product as uncharacterized. NCBI's taxonomy places the organism in Eukaryota, Fungi, Ascomycota, Sordariomycetes, Amphisphaeriales, Sporocadaceae. The record is from RefSeq and is a predicted model, not a curated record. Bases 197 to 826 code for a protein of 209 amino acids. The transcript has a single exon.
CCCCCAAAGGAGAUCGUCGCCCGCAUGUGAUUGCAAGUGAAAUGAAAACCGCUUUGGAGAAGGUCGCGGAUUGCCCAUUCUCAGCUGUCAUGGCAUUUCGUUCUUUGAUUAUCUCAUUUGUCGGCGAUUGAGAGCCUACGAGCGCAUAUACCCAACAAUACUGCCUCACCCGCGCUCCCACCGAAAGGAGUAUUUAAUGGAACAUUGGCUCGGCAGUCCUCGAUUCACAUCACCACUAUUAGGAGGUGAUGCACCGCAAACCCAACUCUGGAAAUGGUCAUCGCGUCGUGAGAGCAUAGCCGCCAGUCGCACCUCGCCUGCCACCACCGACAUGUCUCGACGCAAUGUAUACUGGGUGCCGGUGAAGAAGCGGCAAGUCGACAGCAUCAUCGAGACCCACAAUGCGAUUCUCAAACGCCAAAACAUCCCCAAGCUCGACGGCCCUUCCACGGCGGGCGUGAUAGCAGCCGUUGUGAUUUUUGUGUUGGCCAUCAUGGGGAUGAUGAUCUUCCUGAUAUGGAGACAUUCACGUUAUCAGAAGAAGAUGAUUUCGCUGAAGCUGGAGGCAGAGGAGGUGACACAGGCGUCGGAUGCAGGGAGAGAAAUGGUGAUGCACGCGAACAGAACGUUGGGACUCGUGCAUAACCAUUACAGGAGUGGCACGAUAGAGGACAGAACCAAGCCGGCGGAGAUUCAAAUGAUACGAGAGGUCGGCGAUUGGGAUCGACUCGGGACGGCCACGAGCCAUAGAGUCGUGGAAGAUGAUGACAGAAGUUUCAGAACGGCGGCAGCGAGUAUAAGAACUCACAGAGACAGCGCCGUAUAGACAGGAUGGGACAUUGAGCCACAAAGACAUUAUUAUACAAUACCACAUUUUCUUAUUGC